AUGGAAAUGGCUAUGAAGGAUACGAGGUGUACAAGACUGAUCGGUGAUGUAGAAUAUCAGCCAAGAAAUGACACCAACAAGCAAGUCUGGUCAAGAGUCAAAAAAGUCCAUGGCACCGUUCUCAUUGAUGGAGUGACUGAGGAAUACUUAGGAAUACCAAAAGGUCUCGUCGUUCAAGGAUGGGCACCUAGAGUCGUGAGAAUCACUAACAAUCAUAUUCUGAGGAAUAUUGAUGCUCUACUACACAUAGAAGUGUAUGGUCCUGAGCCGUGGUUCUGGUUCCAGAAUAAUUCAAAGUUCUGUCGUAGUGAUCUGAGGGAGGAAAUUGAAGCAAGAAUAAGUGGAACUAUAGAAUGGGAUGAGACGUGCGAUUCUGCAUCCACUCAGUAUGACACCACAGAAAAUACUACAACAACGACAUCGAUCUCCGUUGGAAGUACCGCGACGACGACAGCAAUUCUCAUUGAAAGUACCUUAACGACAGUGUCUCCAACAGCAGGAACCAUAGAAGGAACCGAAACAACCAUCAGAGGGGGUGGACUUGACUACCAUGAAUACGUUGAAAUCGAACAAGGAACGGGAUCUAGCUUCAUUGGAAUAGAGCAUCGAAAACCCUGUGAUGAGUCUCUUUCCAUACUUUUCCGGAAAUGGGAAUGGGAAUUAGAGACACCUCACUGCGAAAUUUUAAAAUCACUGUCACGAGGAUAUUAUAGUAAUCAAGUAUACCAGGUUUAUGACGACGUAAUACCCGUAAUAGAGGGUGAGACCCCUGUUUACGAAGAAUCAUCUCAACGGACUCCCGAUGCUCACGCAAAUGAAGACAAGAAAUCGGCCGAAGACUCACAAAGUAACGAUGCAAUUGACACCAAGGGAGCCAAAGUCAUAGCGGCUCCCAGCGAUAAGCGUGCAAAAUCGGCGUCGACGUGA
Haemonchus placei is the source of this 927-nucleotide messenger RNA. The record is from the annotation of a GenBank genome assembly. Lineage: Eukaryota; Metazoa; Nematoda; Chromadorea; Rhabditida; Trichostrongylidae.